Phanerochaete carnosa HHB-10118-sp is the source of this 1557-nucleotide messenger RNA. RefSeq lists its product as uncharacterized. The record is from RefSeq and is a predicted model, not a curated record. The transcript is spliced from 7 exons. The coding region runs from base 78 to 1463 and encodes 461 amino acids. Gene Ontology annotation, molecular function: proline dehydrogenase activity; L-pipecolate oxidase activity; sarcosine oxidase activity. Lineage: Eukaryota; Fungi; Basidiomycota; Agaricomycetes; Polyporales; Phanerochaetaceae.
GCCGUCAUUACAGUAACGGGAUCCGUGCCGAUCAGAUAGCGCAGACUCGCCGUCAGACCCUGCUCUAAGCUUAGAAGAUGCAAGCGAGGAACCAGGAGGCAGAAUAUACGCGGACGGUGGUGAUCGUCGGUGCUGGAGUUUUCGGACUGUCUACCGCGCUGCACCUGCUGCAGAGAGGGUAUAGCGUGACUGUCCUUGAGAGGGCAAGUGAGGUACCUGCUCAAGAUGCAGCGGGUUACGACCUCAAUAAGGUCGUGCGCUCUUCCUAUGCUGAUCCUUUCUACACCGAGUUUGCUCGUGAAGCUAUUGACCUCUGGAGGAAGGAAGAGUGGGAGGGAUGCUACCAUGAAUGCGGUGUCUUCAUGCCUCUUGCAACCGGAAGUCUGUAUUCAAAAGAGGCUUACGAGAACGACGUCGCAGCUGGAGCCCGCAUCUCCGAAGUACGCUCUUUCGACGACCUCAAGAAGGUCUUUCCGGUCGACGUCGCGACUGGUUUCGACUCCCAGAGCAGCGAGGCUGAACUCAGCGGAUUCCUCAAUCACGAGGGCGGUUGGGCAGAAUCUGGCCGCGCUCUUGAGAUACUUUUGGAGCGUGUCCGUGCGGCUGGAGCACAAGUAAUAGCGGGCAAGGAAGUCUCGGAAGUAUUGCGCGAGGGUGCUGCGUCUGAUUCUCAGGCACCUCUUCAUGUCACUGGCGUCAAGUGCACGGAUGGGUCGGAAUACCAUGCAGCCGUGGUUAUUGUCGCCGCAGGGGCCUGGACGCCAAGACUCGUACAGCGUCUGGGCGUUGAGUUUGCUGGUCCUGGGACGCAGAAGUCUGAGUAUGAACCGACCCGGCAUGUGGGCGUAGGCCUUGCUACUGGGCAGGUUGUUGCAACGAUCCAGCUUACACAGGAAGAAGCAGAUCGUUAUCAUUCUGUUCCUAUUGUACUCGACUAUGGUUCGGGAAUAUACAUGUUCCCGCCCAAUGCGGACAACGUAGUGAAACUGGGCUAUCACGGCAAUGGCUAUCUGCACCAGCCGUCGAGUUCCAUGGCUUCUACUCCGCGAACGGCGCUGACUGAUGGUGAAGAUGGCCUGAGGAUUCCUAAGGAGAUGGUCAAAUUGUUCAGAGGGUCCCUCAAGAGAAUUUACCCGGAAUUGGGCAAGAAGCCGUUUUCUGGUACGCGUCUCUGCUGGUAUAAUGACUCCCCAGAUGAUGAUUGGGUCAUCGGGUUCCAUCCCAUCACGCAGGGACUGCUCUUCGCGACGGCGGGCAGCGGGCACGCGUUCAAGUUCCUGCCCAACAUCGGACGUCUCGUGGCCGACGCAUUGGAAGGUAAACUUCUCCCAGAACUUGCGGCGCGCUUUUCCCUGGAGAGGACGAUGAACGCGCACACAUCGUCGCGUAUGGGCCUGCCGAUAAGGCCGCUGAAGCUGGAAGAGCUGUGCGACCAAGAUGACUUGUGCGCGGGUACCGCUUGAGAAAAGGAGGAAAUGAGGAAGAUCGAAUAUUUGUAUCAACUCCGUACCUGUUAGACUUGAAAUUCAUAUGGGAGGGUACACCUUUGGUUUAUUC